AUGACUACACAAUCAAGUACUCGUUCUCAAUGUCGAACUAAAUUUAUACACUUCAUCGAGAAUCUGAAUUUGUACGAUGACGAUGAUGAAUUAACUCUAACUGAGCAACUCUUUUCUACACGUUUUUUCAUUAUCUUACUUUCGAUCGCUCUCUUAAUCAUACUAUUAUUUACUAUUAUUAUUCCUCAAACACGUUCUGUCACUGUUGUUUCACCAAGUUUCAAUGAUUUCGAAAAUAUCGUCAAUAUUUACAAAACUAAAGUUAUAUGUCGCUGUUCUCAAACAUCAAUUCCUUAUUCACAAUUUGUAUCAUUAAAUCCUCGAUUUCAUGAACUUUGUUCAAGUGAUUUCAUCAGUGAAGAAUGGUUUUCCUCUUUAUUUAAUGUCAAUACAAGAAAUUACUAUCCUCUUGACUUUCGUUUGAUGGCUUCUGCACAAUUUCAAAUUUUAUCUAUUCUCUGCCGAAUGUCACGUCAAGCUGUGAUCGAUGCUCUAAAACAAUUUACCACAACAACAAUAUCAUCAUUAACUGCAUUAUCACGUGAUGUACUCAGCACUUAUUUAGACAUGUCUAUUGAAUAA
Rotaria sp. Silwood2 is the source of this 582-nucleotide messenger RNA. NCBI's taxonomy places the organism in Eukaryota, Metazoa, Rotifera, Eurotatoria, Philodinida, Philodinidae. The record is from the annotation of a GenBank genome assembly.